Messenger RNA from Aspergillus eucalypticola CBS 122712, 891 nucleotides. RefSeq names its product SDR family NAD(P)-dependent oxidoreductase. Bases 1 to 891 code for a protein of 296 amino acids. NCBI's taxonomy places the organism in Eukaryota, Fungi, Ascomycota, Eurotiomycetes, Eurotiales, Aspergillaceae. The transcript is spliced from 2 exons. The record is from RefSeq and is a predicted model, not a curated record.
AUGACGCAAACUUGGACCUUUCCGGGAGUUGCCGUUGUCACAGGAGCCGGUGGUACAGGCAUCGGUGCAGCUACAGCAAAAGCGUUUGCUUCGGCAGGAUGUGAAAGCAUCGCAAUCACGGAUCUCAAUUUUGCCUCUUUAGAUCAGACCCGGGAGGCUAUCCUCGCUUCCUACCCUCAGACGCGUCUUCUAGUCAAGGCGGGCGACAUAUCCGAUGAGAGCUUUGUCGAGUCUUUUAUCAGUGAAGUAGUGGCUGCAUUUGGACGGCUGGAUUAUGCAGUCAAUUGCGCCGGAAUCCUAGGAGACGCCAUGCGAACGACCGAGACAUCAACGGCGGUGUUUGACCAUAUCAACAACAUCAAUUAUCGGGGAGCUUGGUUCUGUUCUAGAGCAGAGUUGAGACAGAUGGUGGCACAAGAUCCCUCACCGAGCCAUGAUCCGAAUCGCGCUCCUCAGCGAGGGGCUAUUGUGAACGUUGCAAGUCAGCUGGGCAUAGUGGGACGCCCUAGUGCUCGUAAGUCCGAUCUUCUCCUAUUGCCCAAUUCUUCAGUCAACGCUCUCUGGUGUGAGCUAACUGCGUCGAAUUUGCUUCCAGCUGCGUAUUGUAGCUCCAAGGCUGCUGUCAUUGCGAUGACCCGCUCCGAUGCUAUCGACUAUUCUGCGGACGGCAUCCGUGUAAAUUGUGUUUGUCCCGGUGUAAUUGAGACCCCAAUGACAACGUACAGCGAGGAAAUCCGCGAGCACUUUCAGCCAGCAGUUGAAAUUGCCCCGAUGAAGAGAAUGGGGAAGCCGGAAGAGGUGGCUGAUUCCAUACUUUUCUUGUGUUCGACUCUUGCCUCUUUUGUACAAGGGCAUGCGCUUGUUGUCGACGGAGGAUAUAUAAUCAACUGA